AUGUUGAAAAACAUGAAGCUGGGUUACGUAGCAUCGAUUUUGGUUUUAUUCUCCAUAGCGGGUGUGGAAAGCGAAACGUCUCAGCGCCAUGAAGUGAGAAAAUUCCCCGAAGGAUUCCUCUUUGGAACCGCUACAGCUUCCUAUCAGGUCGAAGGAGCUUGGAAUGCAAACGGGAAAUCGGAAAACAUCUGGGACCACUUGGCUCAUACGAAACCGUGUUUAAUAUUAGACUGCUCGAAUGGAGAUAUUGCCGAUGACUCCUAUCAUCUAUACAAAAGAGAUGUGGAAAUGAUGAGAGAACUAGGCUUGGACUACUACAGUGCUCAGUGGUAUGAACCUGAGAGCGAAGAACAUGAGCAAGCGGCUAAGGAUUUAAACCAAUUUAUGUGGGCCCAAUACGUGCAUCCUAUUUUCUCAGAAACAGGUGACUAUCCACCAGCUAUGAAGGAGAGGAUUGCCGCCAAGAGCGCAGAGCAGGGUUAUUCUAGAAGCAGACUGAUCGAGUUUACUUCCGAAGAGAUUGAAUUCGUCCGAGGUACAUCUGACGCUUUCGGUUUGAAUCAUUACACGACCCGUAUGGCGUAUAGGAAUGAAUCUGUUUACACUAUGUUCGAUUCACCUUCGAUUCACGAUGACGUAGGUGUAGCGCAAUAUACCUUACCAGAAUGGCAGAUUGGAGAGUCACAGAAAGUACACGCUGUGCCAUGGGGUUUCUACAAAUUGCUAUCAUUCAUUCGGGCAGAGUAUGGAAAUCCAUCAAUAUAUAUUACGGAGAACGGUUUCGCAACAUUUGGUGGAUUAAAUGAUGAUCACCGCGUCUACUAUUAUAGAGAAUAUCUAUCUGCCAUGUUAGAUGCGAUUGAAGAGGGAUCCGAUGUAAAGGCUUAUACCGCUUGGAGUUUGAUGGAUAAUUUUGAGUGGAGAUAUGGAUACACAGAACGAUUCGGUUUGUACGAGGUAGAUUACGAUAGCACGAAUCGCACUCGAACACCAAGGAAGUCGGCUUACGUGUACAAAGAGAUUCUGCGCACACGCACCCUCGACCCCUCCUACGAGCCAGACAUGUCCAUCCCUCUGAGUAUUGACGAAGGCCAUUAA
Molecule: messenger RNA, 1098 nt
Organism: Leptosia nina
Lineage: Eukaryota; Metazoa; Arthropoda; Insecta; Lepidoptera; Pieridae
Source: the annotation of a GenBank genome assembly